CCCCCUCAGAUAGGGCUACUCUCCGUUUACUCUGCUCUAUGGAAAGGAAUGGUAUUAAUAUCUCUGCCACAAAACCUUUACUGUUUGGUAAACUGUCCUCCCGACAACCAACCAACCUUCAAGCUAAUUCUUCACAGAAAUCAACCAAGAUAUCUGAGUGUCUGGGUUACUUGAACCCUGAGACUAUGAGCAGGACUGUGGACAGGUUCCCCCUCCACCUCUGCCUGGACACCAGUAAGGAAACUGAUAUUGCCCAGGAGGAUGAGUCCUUGUAUGAUCCAAGGUUCCUGCUCCCCUACCUGAGUUCCCUGACUGGCACAGAUGUGUACGUUGACCGUCACAUGAAACUGGUCGAGUGUGGGGGACUUUCUCUAGCCAUAGCGUCAUUAUCCAGCCAGGAUACAGAUAUACGUAGUAUUGGAUACCAUAUUCUUCAUAGAUUCUACCAACGGAUGGGAGAGGCUAAGAUAGUAUCAGAAAAGCAGAUUUGGCUACAUCUCGUUCAUCUUAUUAAAAAUGGUUUAAGUGCUGCUACAGAAACUAAGGUUUGUUUAAAGUUGCCGAGUGUCGUCACAAUAUUUCUAGCCAGAGCAGUUCUCAUACUCACCAAUCCGUCCCACUACAUGUACAAUAGUAUCAGUGGGUUUCUGCUGGCGAAGCCGCUGUUAAACCUGUUCAGUGUUCCCGAGUUCCUCCGACUGUUUAACAGUAAAGAUGUGAAUCCUAGACCUCAACAGCUCUGGAUACUUUCAGUUCUCAGGGAUGGAUUAAGGGAUCGGCUGGAUCACCAAAUGUAUGUUCAACAGUUUGUCUACAAGAUUCUAAUGAGUAACUUUGGGUCUACAGUGUCUGAUAGAAGUGUACAAGGAUUGAUCCUAGAGAUCCUGGAACGGAGUUCAAGUCUCCAGAUUGCUGGCUUCCAUCUUGUUUCUUCUCAUGGGCUUCCACAGUUCCUAGCGGCUAUAUCUAGUCAGAUUACAGAGCGGUCUCUUUGCAUCAGAAUUCUGAGUAUUGUCCGGCAUCUGGCAUCCGCCCUGGCGGAGGCGGACAUUAAGAAAGAGGCGGAUAUAAAGAAGGAGGGAGAAGGCGAAGAAACGGUGGAGUUUAAACCUAAAACCACCUUGAAGCGGGUUCUUCAAUGUUCGUUUGAAAUAAUUUCAACCAAUUUUAAAGGAAAUUUCCCUGACCAGGAAACGGUCAAAAAUCUCCGACUAACGCGCACCUCUGUGAUCAAAUUGUUGACGUAAAUUUUUUAGAAUAAAAUUUUUUCAGAAUU
Molecule: messenger RNA, 1276 nt
Organism: Eurytemora carolleeae
Lineage: Eukaryota; Metazoa; Arthropoda; Copepoda; Calanoida; Temoridae
Product: nucleolar pre-ribosomal-associated protein 1-like
Exons: 10
Coding region: 39-1247 (402 amino acids)
Biological process (GO): maturation of LSU-rRNA from tricistronic rRNA transcript (SSU-rRNA, 5.8S rRNA, LSU-rRNA); maturation of 5.8S rRNA from tricistronic rRNA transcript (SSU-rRNA, 5.8S rRNA, LSU-rRNA)
Cellular component (GO): nucleolus
Source: RefSeq, a predicted model, not a curated record